Pygocentrus nattereri (red-bellied piranha) is the source of this 3948-nucleotide messenger RNA. RefSeq names its product inositol monophosphatase 2 (gene impa2). The record is from RefSeq and is a predicted model, not a curated record. NCBI's taxonomy places the organism in Eukaryota, Metazoa, Chordata, Actinopteri, Characiformes, Serrasalmidae. Gene Ontology annotation, molecular function: inositol monophosphate 1-phosphatase activity. The transcript has 8 exons. Gene Ontology annotation, biological process: inositol metabolic process; phosphatidylinositol phosphate biosynthetic process; signal transduction. Bases 354 to 1196 code for a protein of 280 amino acids.
GAAUUGCACCGAUCCACCUUAAAUGGUACAGCAUCAGAAUGUAACUGAUGAGCCCUUUAAGGUGGAACGGGACAAUUGGAACAAGUAGCUGAACCCAGCUGGGUGGUUUUUGCAGGCUGCGCCGCUCAGAGGUGAACUGAGUGAAGGGCUGGACUGGCUUCCCGGACAGCAGCAGCAGCGUGUGCUACACCCAUGUCGGAGCUUUCCGCCGGUGUACUCUCACUGCAGAUCCAGGAAGCCAAACACCAAAGGCGGCUAACCAUGACCAGCACCCGCGGGCUGCGCUGAGUCCUCCUCUUUUCUCCUCCUCUCCUCUCCUCUCCUCUCCUCCUCAGCACAGAGACCCGGAGAGCAUGGAGGAGGGCGAGUGCUGGGCCGAGUGUCUGGACGUCGCUGUGCGGAUCGCUCGUACAGCGGGGCAGUUGGUCCAGGAGGCUGUGAAACAGGAGAAGAGCGUGAGCAGUAAGAGCACACCCACAGACCUGGUGACGGAGGCUGACCAGCAGGUGGAGGACCUUAUCAUCUCCACCCUCAGGGAGAGGUUCCCCUCACAUAGGUUUAUUGGAGAGGAGUCCUCUGCUGCUGGGGAGAAGUGUGUUCUGACAGAUAACCCUACAUGGAUAAUAGACCCUAUUGAUGGCACUUGUAACUUUGUUCACAGUUUCCCCAUGGUUGCUGUAAGCAUUGGCUUUGCAGUAAAGAAAGAGCUUGAGUUUGGGGUCAUAUAUCACUGUUUUGAUGGAACUUUAUAUACUGCCAGGAGAGGCCAUGGGGCAUUUUGCAAUGGUGUACGACUACAGGUUUCAAAGGAGAAGGAUAUGUCAAAGGCCCUCAUUCUGACAGAGAUUGGGGCGAAGAGAGAUCCUAACACACUGGAUAUCUUUUUGGGGAAUAUGAAGAAACUGCUGAGUGCUCCUGUCCAUGGGGUGAGAAUCAUUGGCAGCUCGACUUUAGCACUGUGUCAUAUAGCCAGCGGAGCAGCUGAGGCCUACUACCAGUACGGCCUGCACUGCUGGGACAUCGCUGCAGCCGCAGUCAUCAUCAGGGAGGCAGGCGGCUGUGUGAUCGACACCACAGGGGGUCCUUUGGAUCUCAUGUCCCGCCGUGUGGUGGCUGCUGGGUCCCAAGAGAUAGCGGAUUAUGUCGUUCAACAACUGCAGCCAAUCAGCUACGGGCGUGAUGAUCAUGACCCCUAACGCAGUGGCCUGUUCUGAGCCCUCCAACAGCAAAUCUCAGCCUUUUACCUCAGCACCCUACAAUCCUGCCAUUUCUUCUGCAGUGUCCUUUAUGCAAUUUCUGUCUAUGGGUGUUAUAUUGUUAUGUCACACCGCUGAAGUAAAACCUGAAGUAAUGCCUUGUAUUACAAGGUUUUUUGCCUGAGUAAAUACUGUGGAGUCGAAAAGUUUGAGACCACAUUGAAGUUUGAGACCACUUUUUUUUUUCUUUUUUUUUUCCCCAUUUAAACUUGGAAAUUAGCAACAGAACAUUUUAGAUUAUUAUAUUUUCAACAAAGAAAAGUUAUAGCAAUUAAAAUGAAGAAAAAAAUAUAGUGUAAAAGUUUUGUAAUAUUCUUAGAUAAAUAAUGCAAAUUUGUGAAAUUAACUUUUGAGGCUCUGAUUUUUUUUCUUCCUGUUCUACACACACAUCCCUCACAGCACUGGUGCCCCCAUGCACCUGACUGUAUGGCUGCAGGUAUGGCCCUCAAGCUCUAGCCAGAUAUCCCGCCAGGCCAGCAGUGGCAGUCCUGUGCCACUCACUGUAUGACCAGCUACUGGAUCAGUUCUGUCGUCUCCUCUGCCCACAACGGCUUUGGUGACGGGUCUCCUAAUGGCUUCCCUGCCUGCCUUCAACGGUUACACAGCUCACAUCAAAGGACCUCGGGAUGAUAACACUGUCUGAAACUGAGUGUCCCGACCAGGGUUCUCUAAUCUGAUCUCUCACUAGGGUCUACCAAUAAUUGGCAAGCUAAUGCAUCAGUGGUCAAACAAAGCAUCAACUGCAGGGCUUUCUGUUCAUUAGACCAUUCACUGGAACAUGCUACACUACCCCCUUACAAAAGUCCCAACCCCCCUAAGGACCAAAUAUCUUCAGACCGAACAGGGGGCCAUGCUGGGGUAGGCCUAGCAAAAAUUGUGGUCUUAGACUUUUGGACCCCACUGUGUAAGAGUGAAUUUGAUAUAAAUCAUUACUGGGUUGUACGUCUUUAGAACCUGGGAAGGAUUUUACUAGUACACAGUACCAACAGUGACUGUUUACUCAGAACUCCUUUGUAAUUUAAGGCAGCAACUGUACAGAAAUUCAUAAACAAUGUGGUUCUUAGUGUUGCACCAACUAAGUAACAGUGGAAGCAAAUCAUAAUGGCAUUGGAGUGAGCAUAACUGAUGAAGUAAAUUAUUGAGAGAUAGGUUAUUGUAUACAGUGUCAGAUUUACUCUAGCCGUGUUACCCAGGCAACUGUAUCAUCUGGAUAUGUUGCACCACCAACUGGGAUCAUCCAAGGAAGGGAAACAAUACAGUGGGCCCAAAAAUAUAUGCACACUUCAACCAUUUAAUCAUUGUUUAACUUUUAUGAAGUUCUUUAUUUUUUUCAUUUAAUGCUUAGCAAAAAGAUAUUUAUAUCAGACAACGUCAGCCUGAUGGUGGAUUCUUGGAGAAAAUCUAGAGAAGAAAUCCAAACAGAUUGCAAUAAGAGUUCUGUAUGAGACCGAUAUGGAAAUGUCAAAGUCUGGUUCUGUUUUUCAUAGUCAGUGAGCUUGUGUUCACUAAUGGGAUCAUGAGCUCAGAAGGGUACAAUAAUUUGCAUUUUGUAAAUAUGCAAAGAAUCAGUGCGAACAAUAACAAUCUGAAACCCAACCCAAUUAUCGAAAUAAUAAAAGAAAAUGUGGCAAAUACUUUUGGGGCAGCUGUACAUUUUGGAAUUUUUUAGACCAAAACAAAUUGGAUUAUUUUAUUGUGCAGCCUUUCUCUGUAAUGCAUAAUACAUAAAACCGUCUGGCCAUAGUUCCCCAAGAAUACAGUACAACUAUCACCAAUGUGAGCAGAUAUCACAUGGCAUGCUCUGUCGUAAACCACAGUCGUUGUGGUGCAACAUCUGCAGCAAUCCUGUUAAACAUGUAGGACUAAUGAUGUUUGGAAUCCAGACUAAAUUUGUUCUUUCUGAGUGGAAUUUGAUUUGUCUUUUCACACCUGCAAUUUGAAUGGGUUUUAUGCCGUUACCUUGUUGCAGUUACAUAGUGCAAACAUGUAAUGCUUGUAUAUAUGUGCUCACUUAUAGAAAGUUCCAAGGGUGACCAUUUGCUGUGGACAGAAGUGUUAGGCCUAGUUUCACCUGUGAUAGAACUAGUCCUAGGCCCAGUUUCCCAGAAGUUGCAUUCAAAGGGAUUGUCCAACCCAAAAUAGAAUUUAUAUGAUUUUCCGAUUGUGUGACAAACCAAAAUAACAAUUAUAAAAUCCACAUUUCUCAUCGCAUCCAUUAAUCCAAGUUUAUCUCUUGUGUUCGGAAACCAGACCCUAGACUACAUAUACAAGACAUUCAAUAGAGUCUCAAAUAACCUUGCAGUUAAGUCAUUAUCUAAAUCCAAGUAACCAGCUUUUAGUGCAGUGGAUAACACUGUUUUAGUCUAUCCAGUACUUGAGUCAUGUUCAGUGAUGAAGAGACCUUGUGGCUUUUAUUUUAAGGGAAUUCUGAAAAACAGCCAACCAGGUAUACACCGCAGUUUUAAUAUUCACAUUUUACUUUUUUAUGUUUUUCUUAUGAUGGACUACUAUACAAGUAUAGUUGUGAAAAGAAAAAAACUUUUUUGUCCUCUGGUUUGAAAGUUUUUUUUGUUUGAGUGUUUUGUUUGUUUUUUUCCUCCUACCGAGCUGGAGCUCAUUGAGUGUCAGAUCAACAUUCCUCACUGAUCCCCUCACACUGUGAGUUAUAAUAAAAACUACAGACACACUGCAA